AAACAAUUUGUUUGCAGUUUUUUAGUGAUACAGUACCCAGAAAAAAAAAUAGAAAUUUUAUGUCAAGUUUUUUCUUUUUUUCAGAUUCAUAUUUUAGAAGCAGUAUUGCCGAGUGCAGUUGAAGAACGUAAAGCUUGCGAUACAAUAUGGCGUGAAGGAACAGAAUAUGAAACUUAUAUGGCAUAUGUUACCUGUGUUAAAAUUUUUUUGGGUGCAACACGUUUAUGGCCAAAUAAAUUGAAAAUUUUACGACGUGCACAUGCUUGGGUACGUGAUGGCUAUCUUACCGCAGAUCGGUUCUGUCAACAUGAUUUCAUGUUUCAUGGUUGGAAAAAACAAAAUAUUGAUGAUAGUUGGCAUUCACCAUUUCUGACGACACCAGAGUUGGACAAAUGUGGUAACGGUUAUGAUGGUUGGCACUGGCGUGAAGAUGCUAACAUAUCAGUGGCGGCUAUGAAGCAAAUGUUGAUUGAUACUGAAUUUUCAAUGGCUGCAUCAUUUCCAGUAGUUGCACGUGUUAUUCCGUAUUUGGCAAAACCGGAUGUUGGAAAUUGUUUUCCAAACUGUGAUGAAUUAAUUAAUCUACCUUUGCCUUCAACUUCACCUUCACCAUCAACGUAG
Messenger RNA from Enterobius vermicularis (human pinworm), 621 nucleotides. Lineage: Eukaryota; Metazoa; Nematoda; Chromadorea; Rhabditida; Oxyuridae. The record is from the annotation of a GenBank genome assembly.